Linum tenue is the source of this 1467-nucleotide messenger RNA. Lineage: Eukaryota; Viridiplantae; Streptophyta; Magnoliopsida; Malpighiales; Linaceae. The record is from the annotation of a GenBank genome assembly.
GCCUGAUAGGUCUAGGGUUUUGCUAUAUUUAAGCUCCUUUUCUUCCAUUCUCCUCUGCCCUUUUGCAGCAGAAGCCGUAUCUUCACGAUGGCGUUCGCGAAAGCCCAGAAGACCAGAGCUUAUUUCAAGCGUUUCCAGGUCAAGUACAAGAGACGGCGAGAUGGCAAAACUGAUUACCGCGCCAGGAUUCGCCUGAUUAAUCAGGACAAGAACAAGUACAACACCCCCAAGUACCGCUUCGUCGUCCGAUUUGUAUCCUGGGACUAUUUUUUGAAUCAUUCGGCUAAGUAUUCUGAUUAUUUUGAUGCUUCAUUCAAUGCAAUUGUAGGGUUCGAUGUGUUGCCUGUAACCAACAAGGAUGUUGUCGCCCAGAUUAUCAGCUCCACCAUUGCCGGUGAUAAUGUCAUGGCAGCAGCUUACUCUCAUGAGCUUCCCCGAUAUGGGCUGGAAGUUGGGCUCACUAAUUACGCUGCUGCGUACUGCACUGGGCUUCUCCUUGCUCGUAGGGUCCUGAAACAGCUUGAGAUGGAUCAGGAGUACGAGGGAAAUGUUGAGGCUACUGGAGAGGAUUACUCUGUUGAGCCAACCGACAGGAGGCCAUUCCGUGCUCUUCUUGACGUUGGUCUUGUUAGGACAACCACUGGGAACCGUGUCUUUGGUGCCCUCAAGGGUGCUUUGGAUGGUGGGCUUGAUAUCCCUCACAGCGAGAAGAGGUUUGCUGGUUUCAGCAAAGAUAGCAAGCAGCUCGAUGCUGAUGUUCACCGCAAGUACCUCUAUGGUGGCCAUGUUGCUAACUACAUGAGGAUCUUGCAAGAGGACGAGCCAGAGAAGUAUCAGACUCACUUCAGCGAGUACUCGAAGAGGGGCAUUGGACCCGAUGAGGUAGAGGAACUGUACAAGAAGGUUCAUGCUGCCAUUCGUGCUGACCCAACUGCCAAGAAGACUGGCAAGCCUGCUCCCAAAGAACAGAAGAGGCACAACCCGAAGAGGCUUACUUACGACGAACGCAGGAACAAGUUGAUUGACAGGCUCAAGGCUCUGAACUCUGCUGCAGAUGAUGAUGAGGAUGACGAGUAGAUGUAGCUGUACUGAAGAAGCGUGGGGUUUUGUCUGGAAGGUUAUUUAGUAUGGACAGAAUUGAAACGUUCAGGGAAUCUGAUCCUUGGAUUUUUGGUUAUAUGAGUCGUUAGUUAUGGGUUUCUGUAUCGUUGAAUGAUUGUUACAGUUUUUAUUAUCGUUUCUCAGUUUGAAGACCAUGAAGAUGAAACUAGUUAUCUUCUAUUCUCAGUCUCCAUUUAUCUUCUAUUACUUGCCACUCCGUUCAUCCAAUUGCUGUGGAAUGCUUUGCAAUUCGCCUGCUCUCUCCCUCCAUUAGCACGUUCUCCGUAUAUCAAAUUUGUCAGGAAAAUGGAUUUAUGAGAUUUAUCCUAUCAAUUUGUACUUUUUCUACGUUUUUAAUACAAAGAA